AUGACCGAUGCGAUAAACCCUCGUCUUAGCGCUGAGAAAAGCUUGGUGCUACACUAUAAUUGAAUAAAAUUCUUUGAAUAUUAUCAACAUAACCAUUCAACUUGCAUGGUUAUGCCUUUAAAUAUUAUCAGCAUAACUAUUCAACUUGGAUGGUUAUGCCGGCUUUGAAUAUUAUCAGUAUAACCAUUCAACUUGGAUGGUUAUGCCUUUGAUAAUUAUCAGCAUAACCAUUCAACUGGGAUGGUUAUGCCUUGGAAUAUUAUCAGCAUAACCAUUCAACUUGGGUGGUUAUGCCUUGGAAUAUUAUUAGCAUAACCAUUCAACUUGGGUGGUUAUGCCUUUGAAUAUUAUCAGCACAACCAUUCAACUUGGGUGGUUAUGCCUUGGAAUAUUAUCAGCAUAACCAUUCAACUUGGGUGGUUAUGCCUUUGAAUAUUAUCAGCACAACCAUUCAACUUGGGUGGUUAUGCCUUGGAAUAUUAUCAGCAUAACCAUUCAACUUGGGUGGUUAUGCCUUUGAAUAUUAUCAGCACAACCAUUCAACUUGGGUGGUUAUGCCUUGGAAUAUUAUCAGCAUAACCAUUCAACUUGGGUGGUUAUGCCUUUGAAUAUUAUCAGCACAACCAUUCAACUUGGAUGAUGCGCCAGAUCGAUAUUCUGACAGAGUUGUGAGCUUGUUUUGCCCACCCGAAAGGACGUGGGCGAAGUUAAUGUUUCUUUUCCCAAAAUUGGGGUGGGAUUUCUGGACUUCGCAUUUUCACUAACUUUCAGUUUCGAAAUAUAAAUGUACUGUAAUUUGUAAAAUUUUCAGCAAUAUUUUCGUAAAUUUAUCAAAAAUUUUCCUACAGUAACGCCGUUUUGUUCGCAAAUUUUCAUUUGAUGUGAAAACUUGAAAGUCAAAUAAACCUUUAAAUGAAAACUUGAGUUGAAUGUAAAACUUUAUACGGGGGGGAGGGGGGGUGUGAGAGAAACGGAAGUACUUAUUAUCCCAGGACUUGCGUAACUGCUAAAUUAAUGAAUGCUUUGAUCGUCUCGUAAUUCGUAAAUCAUGAUACAGGAAUAAUGUUUCCUAUACACAUUCUGACUCGGUUUCACACGAAGAAAUUUAAUACCAAGGCGUUUCAGAGUUCGUGGGCAAAAUAACAAAAACGUGUGGUAGAAAUUAUCGACUCCUGUUCAUUUUGUGUUGACAGUGUGCUCACACAUUCGGGAAGGUUGCAGACAAGAACAGAAAGACGUACAAGGUUUACAGUGAAAUUAUGGAAACACUUGUAGAGGUAUGAAGCUUAAUUUUAUCUUAUUUUGAAACUCUAUGAUUAAGUUCUUUUAAAAGCAUUUUACAUAGGAUCAGCUGGUAGGUAUUGUAAUAAAUUCGCCUGAACCAAUUUCCAAAAUAUAAGCUUGUACGUGACAUUUUAUACUCUGAUAACAAAUUAUCAAGCCAGACAGCAUUGUUUAUUUGUAAGUGUUUUAAAGCGAAUUAUCCAUUUUCAAUUACAGUACAUAGCAACAAUUAAUGUUCAGAGCAAAAACGAAAGUUAAAAUGCAGUCUAUUUGAAAUGCACGAAGACAUUUAAAAUAUUAAACUUCCCGUCAACAGGGAGUCUUCCUGGUACAAAAUAUUUUGGAUAAAAUAUUUUAAAAAUUGAUAAAAAUAGCAGCAAAUGUUGAAGUAUUAUUAAAGAGUAUUUCUAGCUUUUCUUGCACGAAAUUGUUUGCAUAAAUGCGAUUUUUUGUCCAUAUAAACAUAAUUUAAUUCUACUUUGGGGGAGUGCAUUUAUCUGAAUUGUGACAGUUGACACGUUUGUGAUACAUACAUUCCAACACGUACAAACUGAAGUUCAUUAUAUAUUUUAUUUUACAUCAACAUUUUGGUCAAAUUAGUUUAGUAAUUACAACUAAUGUAACAAUUUAUAGUAAUAUUUUGAGAAUAAAUAUACAACAUUAGAAAUUAACUAUAUUUAUAAUAACAAAAACAAUUUAAGAAUAUUAAUAAUUAAACAAGUUCAAUCUAGCUAUUACUAAUAUUUACUUUUGAAGAUUGAACAUAAACAAGAACACUCUAGUACAGUAUUAGUUCCUGUGCUUGAAAGUCUGGGUCCUUGGGUUUGUCCGGGUGUUUAUAUGAAGGCGAGCCAGCCUGGGUUACCGAGCUGAUUUCAUCCUGUGUUGACAUGAGACAUUUGAGGCAGGCUGGCCCACUAAAACAAACCACUGGCCUCACUGCUAUAAAUAGUAUAAUAUAAAUACAUUUUCUCACGAACCUGAAAUUCACACUUUUGUGAGCAACUUGAACGGUUAUAACCCACAGAGUUUUUCAUGGAGACCUUUUAAGAUCGAAGUCUGUUGAGAAAGUCUUAUUAACAACAAUAUAUUUUCGUGAAUAUAGCAUUUAUAUGGGAAAUUCUCAGCCUGGCCAUCCAAGAUCUUGGGUCAGUCGAGGCGCAAUCUUGCUUAGACAGGCCAGCUCAGUUCCCAUAUAAACACAAAAUGAAAGUUAGUGGGAAAUAAUAACUAAGGUGGGAUCUCACCUAAAUUGGGCCAGUUAAGGUACCCGGGCUGGCUCACCCCGUAUAAACAGCCCCUUAGUUAUGGGUUGUUUGGCAACAGCUAGAGGCAUUCCAGUAAGCCGUCAGCACUACUACAUUUGAUCUAACCUGAGUGUCAGGCCUUUAUUUUUCCGCCUUACGCUAAAAGGUGAAAAUUGGGCAGAGGAGAGAGAUGUGGGCGAAAGGGUGAAAAAAUAAAGUUUUACCAGUCUCUCCUCCGCCUGACAUUCGGGUUACAUUUGGUCAAGUAUGGUUAGCAUCCUAUAACUUAAUUUUAUUGUCCUAGGGUCAACUAGACUACUUUGAAGAAAAAAACUGGAAAAAGAGGUAUUUUGUGAUGAAAUAUGAAAUAAGCAGUGCACUUCGAUACAUUGAGAUUUACAAGGACAAAAAUUGGCAGAAACAGCUCCCCAGACAUGUUGUGAAUCUGCACCCGGGAUAUGAAGUGAGACGAAAGGAAGAACCAAAGAAAAAAUAUUGCUUUUCGGUGAAGACAACAGACCACACCUUAUUUUUGGCAUCUGAAGAUGAAAAUGCUAUUAACCACUGGAUGGCUACACUAGAAGAAUAUAAUCUAGGUAUGUAUUAAGGUGUUAUGUACUUAGUAUGGAAAAUAGGAACCAUUGGCAUACAGGAGCCAAAAAAUUAGGGAGUGGCCGAAAAUUUUCCCAACAUCUGUGAACUUGCUUGACCUGAAAAAAAAUUUCUUGUACAUUUUCCAAAAUUCCUGUCAACAGAGGGACCCUCCCCCAGGGGCGGAUUUAGACCGUUGCAACUGUAGCAUAUGCUACGGUCAGAUUUUCCAUAGGCCAGUUCUAACAUGGAUCAUAAAAUCAAUGUAAAAUAUAAUUUAGCAAUAUUUUGUUUACUUUCCUUGUUUAUAUUUCAAGGUUUUAUUUUAUUUAGUUUUAUAUGUUCUAAAACAUUUUAUUUUGACAAAUUGAUGACAUUUAUAAUACGUAACGUUAAUUAUUUUAAGAAUUCCCGCCCGAAAAUACGGUUGUAAUUGCCCGUUUGCGGGUCAUUACGCAAUGGACUAUAGCUUAGAAAAUAUCAUCCUUCAGAAAUACACCGUAGCGUGUUGCCCAUAUAUGAUCAAUUUUCGCUACGGUCAGAUUCAUUAAGGUCGAAUCUGACCGUAGCGAAAAUUGGCAUAUACGGCAUUCUGAUUGGUUUGCUACGGUCAAACGUAGCAAACCAAUCGGAAUGGGGCAAAUGCUAUAGUUUGCUACGGUGGCAUGAAAUUGGCUACUGCUCCAGAACGAUGGAAUAUCUGAUAUUUGUGUUUGGCUCAUCAACAACAUGCUAUUGGGAACCCACAGUACGGUUGUGCGCAUUUCGAAAUGAAAGCCGUCGUAAAGCUAAAGGAUUUAUAUGCGUCGAGGUAGAAAUAAAAUCAGAUAGUAAAACGAAUCAUUUCCAGUCAGGUAAGCCUUAUGAAUGAUAAACGUAGCAAACCAAUCGGAAUGGGGCAAAUGCUAUAGUUUGCUACGGUGGCAUGAAAUUGGCUACUGCUCCAGAACGAUGGAAUAUCUGAUAUUUGUGUUUGGCUCAUCAACAACAUGCUAUUGGGAACCCACAGUACGGUUGUGCGCAUUUCGAAAUGAAAGCCGUCGUAAAGCUAAAGGAUUUAUAUGCGUCGAGGUAGAAAUAAAAUCAGAUAGUAAAACGAAUCAUUUCCAGUCAGGUAAGCCUUAUGAAUGAUAAGAGAUGCACAUUAUAUUUUAAUUUGAGUUUUUACUGUAUAGUGUUCGCUAUUAACUUCGCUUUAUUAAAGUGUUUGUGCGCGUAUGUACAGUAUAUCUGCAUGUAUUGGAAUUAAUACGCGAAUUAUGAUAUGCGCGUAUAUAUAUCGUGUUUUAUAGCGCGCUAAUAUUUGUUUGUAAUGCGUAUAUAUUCGUAAGAUACGCGUAUUCAUAUCAUACGCGCGUUCAUAUGAUAUGCGUAUUCGUAUGAUACACGCGUUCGUAGAUGAUACGCGCAUUUCGGUAUUCAAUUGAUAAUGAUAUGCGUAUUAUACGAGUAUCAUACCGAUAUCGUAUGUUAAAAUAUACGCGAGCAAUAGUUUACAUUUUGAGAUCAUUUCGGCUUAUUUUUGCUUGAGAAAUGAAUACAAUGAGGACAAAUUUAAUGGUCACAUGCAGUGCUCAGAACGCAGGAAAUGGCAUUUCCGGGCUUCAAAUUUCAAAAAUUUUCUCGGGGGGGCAUGCCCCCGGACCCCCCUAGCUAUGUGAGGUCUUGGAAAAUGCUACGGUCAGAUUUUUGGCUGGAUCCGCCCCUGGACCCUCCCCUCUGUUGACAGGACCUUUAGAUUGACGUUUGCUGUAAACGUCAAACCAUUAACAAAGUGUUUGAUAUUACAACUAUUAUAACAGCUUUUACACCAGUUUUGAAAUAUAUUAAACAAUUCUUAAACUUGUGCUCUUUAGCAAUGAUUUAAGAAAGCAGAUUAACCUCUAGUCAUGUAUUUACCAAAGCAGUAAAUUAAGAUCUGGUUGUUUGAAGUUGAUGUUUGGCAUAUAAAUUUUAUGCUAAUUGAACUGUUACAAGUGCUUGUAGUCGUUAAAGCAUGAAAUUUAUAUGCCAAACCACAGUUAAUAGGUCUAUUAACCGUGGCCAAACGUAAACUUCAAACGCUAAAUCUUAAUUUACUGCUUUGGUGAAUACCUGACUAGUGGUUAUAUUUUCUUGAAUCAUUUUUAAAUACCACAAGUUUAAUAAUUGUUUAAUAUAUUUCAAAACUCAGGUGUAAAAGCUGUUAUAAUAGAGUUGUAAAAUCAAAAACUUAGUUAGCGGUUUGCCAUAAACGUCAAUCUAAAGGUCUCUUAUUUUUUUAAACACAUUUUGAAAAUGUAAUUUCUUCCCGCUCCCACCAAUUUAAUACAUGCCGCUCUUCCCUUUGUUCCGUAGUGAAAUCAUUCUGUGUACAACCCCAAGAUACACCAACUAUGGCAAGAAUCGAAGCAGUGUUUCCAUGCCACCUCCAGCUUGUACACUCCGAAGUACGCCUCAUUAGUGCCAUGGAUGGGAAAAUACUGGGACUGUGGCCCUUCAAGUGUAUACGACGAUACAAAUUUGUUGGCAAUUUGUUUUCAAUUGAAGCGGGACGCAAAGCACCUACAGGUGAAGGCAUUUUUGAAUUUAUCUCUAAUGAAUGCUCUGAGAUAUACAGAGUGAUGGACACUAUAAUACGCACAAAAGCGGGGAGCACGACAAUGAAUCGGAUUGCAUCAGAACGAAUCCACAAUCAGGUCGAACAAGGGCAUCAACCAGUCAAAAAAGUAAAUUCAGUACCUACUUUACCUAAACAAGAAAGUCGUUAUGACUAUGCCCGACCUAUACAAACUACUAUAGCAAGAACGCCUCCUCCCUCCGUCCCUUUACCAAUCCCACCAGAGUUGCCCCUUGCUAAGUCAGACCCCACCUAUGACAUACUAUCUCCUGGCAUUGACAGUGAAGUUGAUGGUAAAUUUUUGAAACAUGGUGGUACCCCUUCAGAUGACAGUGAAUAUAAUACUCUUCAAUUUGAAAAUGCUCAACCAAAGGAAGGUCAAUCUCCUCUUCCCCGAAGAGCUCCAAAACUUGCUGGCUCACCUGGUAGCUACGAUACAUUAGUAUUUGAUGAGGACACUUCAAAUAGAGAUGAAACAUUAAGAGCCCAAGGAAAUGAUGGACAAUAUGACACACUUCAGUUUGGCGAAAACAGAGAUACUUCAUUGAUGAGCGAUAUUCAAGGGAUGAAGAAUCGGCUCAAUGAUAAUGAUCUUGCACACAGUUCAGGCAGUUUUUACAACACUCUGGAUCAUUCCUCUGGCUCAGUUGGAAGCAUAUCCAGUAAUACGUAUGACACUUUAGACACUGGAAACAAGAUUCAGUCAGGAGAUACAUAUGACACUCUCGACAAACCACAGCCACCAACUACCCUAGAUUUGGGCAGCAACACAUAUGAUGCUUUACAGCAUGAGAACCAAAAACCCACAGGGAAAGAUUCCCCAGGGAAGCCUAUCAAGCCCCCACCCAGAAGGAAACCUCCAUCAACACCGCAACAACCUGAAAUGCCAGCGAGGAAAAUCCCUGCCGGGGUAAAGCCAGAGAAACCGGUCAGACCAGUUCGUAAGAAUGUACCUGCAAAAGAGGUCAUGGACGACCAAAAGAGACCAAAAGCCAAAAGUAUUAGUGAUGUGAUACAAAAACGGUUAGCCAACCCGCAACCACCUGUAGAUGACGGUAGUUAUGCUUCGGUUGAUCAUGAAUAUACAUCAAUAGACUAUACUAAAGUAUCUAAAUCAGAUAAUGAUUCUUCUGACAUCUAUACCGAGCCUAAUCAAGACAAUACUGAGGCAACACCUAUACCCAAACCAGUGCAGAAGCCUACAAAGCCAGCAAAGCCUGCUAGGGGUAACCCUAAACCAAUCAAGAAUUUAUUCAAGAAAGUGCCUCCUAAACCAAAAGCUGAGGGAGAUGGUGGUAACUUUGCAAAUGAACUUAAGAAAAAAUUGGACAUAAAAAAGAAGAAAAAAGGACAUAAACCUGCCCCAACCAAUCAAACUGGUCACCAGACUGGUCAAUCCGGUAUUGAUGAUGACAUUUAUGAUGAAAUUGACCAUUCUCGUGGAACACAUUACAGUGAGCCAGACACUUACAGUGAGCCAGGCACUUACAGUGAGCCUGGCCGUUAUUACAGCGAGCCUGACCGUCAUUACAGCGAGCCUGAUCCUUACAGCGAGCCUGCUGUAUAG
Molecule: messenger RNA, 7288 nt
Organism: Paramuricea clavata
Lineage: Eukaryota; Metazoa; Cnidaria; Anthozoa; Malacalcyonacea; Plexauridae
Source: the annotation of a GenBank genome assembly